This is a messenger RNA of Metarhizium acridum CQMa 102, 2064 nucleotides long. NCBI's taxonomy places the organism in Eukaryota, Fungi, Ascomycota, Sordariomycetes, Hypocreales, Clavicipitaceae. The record is from RefSeq and is a predicted model, not a curated record.
AUGCUUAUGGGUAUCCCUUAUUUCUUCGCAAGCAUAGCACUCGAUGUUAUCAAGGCUCUUUCAAUCGCGAUUUUUAAUAGGUUGAGAAGUUGUGGUCGAGUUCCAGCCAGCUCAAAAUACGGAAAAGUCGCGCGAGAUGAGGAAGAGCUCUACGAAUUGGAGCACAAGGACACUAUUCACAAGUCUAGAAAUCGAAAAGAGCGGCUUGCCUUGUUCCUGUAUGCUACAACCGGCGUAUUUCUCAUAGCCCAGGCCAUUACGUUCAUUUUGAGGCCCAAUGAACUCUCCCUCAUCUUCAUGUCAUGGACUUCGAUUGCCCUCCCCAUCGCCGAUAUUCUCAGCACCGAUUCUCCGCUGACGAUAUUACUACCUGUAUACAAUCCCGAUAUUAUCGAGAAAUGGGAGGGGAAAACUGCGUUGGGAGAACCCAGUCGGUGGGCUUGGCUGCCAAACACUGACGACCCUCCGUCGGGUUUUAGUGAUUGGUAUGAGCCGGAACGAACACACUAUAGCUCGGCUUUGGACCCCUUGAACCAGACCAACGUCAAUGGUGACCUACUUUCCCCGCUACGUGGGAAGCUUGGUGACGUCGAUAUCCGACAUGUUGUGAUUAUUUUAUUAGAGAGCACUCGUCAGGAUGUAUUCCCCUUCAAGAAGGGCGGAUAUAUGUGGAAGAAGCUAGAGGAAACUUGGGAAAACAAAACAAUACCAAGCGACGUGCAAGAGCGACUCGCAAGUCUCACAAAAACUGCCAACUUUGUUACAGGCGACUACAACGACGGCUUUGACCAUCCUGACACGAGGCGCCGCGGUGGUAUCCAUGCUAUCCACGGCACCCCGUCUGCGACAUACACACUGAAAAGUUGUGCGGGAACGCUCUGUGGAAUCAGCCCACUAGCAGUUGAUGGCAAUCAUGAGUAUUAUAGCCAUAUAUACCAGCUAUGUCUCCCACACAUCUUCAAGCUUUUCAACAACAUGGACCACGCCUCCGCCAACAGCCGUAUAAAUCGACAGUAUACCGAAUACAGUUGGAACAACUCUUUCCUCAUGUCAGUGACUGGCCACUUUGACAGCCAAUAUCAGUUGAUGGAAGGGAUCGGCUACACAGACGAUGAGCUUAUCGAUGUGGAAUACUUGGAGAGUGACAAAGCCGCUUUUUCUCCCCCCAACCGGCCAUAUGUCAACUAUAUGGGGUGGGAAGAGGAAGCUCUCGAGGAAUAUGUCGCCGAAGCAUUUAAAACAGCAAGGGAGAAUAACACACGGCUGUUUCUCACUCACCUAACUAGCACGGCGCACUACCCAUACGAAAUUCCGGAAACCGCAACAUAUGUUGCGCUUAUACCAGAGGGUAGUGGUAAUUACGCGUAUGAUAUGUCCAUGUAUCUCAACGCCGUGGGAUAUGUCGACAGCUGGGUUGGUAGAGUUCUGGAUAUCAUCGAAGAACAAGGUGCUGCCAACGAAACACUGGUCGUAUUUGUCGGCGAUCAUGGCGUUCCCCUUGCAGAGACGGGGGGAGUAUCACCGUGGGGAAUCCCCAACAUUGGGGGGUUUCGGGUACCUCUCGCCUUCUCCCACCCCAACUUACCUGCCGUUGAGAUCCAGGAAUCGGUCACUGCAAUGUCCGUCGUACCGACUAUACUGGAUUUGCUCAUUGAAACCGGCUCACUCUCGCCGUCGGAACAACACGCCGCCAAGGAUCUUUUGCGAAACUAUGAGAGCCAGUCACUUAUCCGGUCAUUAGAGGCGCCAGAGACCGAUUCAGAACAGCGAUGGCAGUUCACAGCUGUAAGCCCCGGUGGCCAAGGGGUCUCGGUGCGUAGCAUGGACGAGCCUCGCUGGCGCUUAGUAGUUCCUCUAAUUGAAGACUUGGAGUGGUGGUUCAGUGACCUCGAUAACGAUCCACAUGAAGAGGAUCCUAUCGGAUCCUUCGGCUUUAGGAAGCUAUUACAAACUGUGGAAGAGAAGCAUGGUAUAGAAGCCGCCAAGUGGGCUGAAGAAGCGGCUUUUGUGACACGGUGGUGGUUGAAAGAAAACCACGAGAGAUGGCGGUAUAAUCCUGAAUAG